This is a messenger RNA of Phoenix dactylifera (date palm), 1369 nucleotides long. Its product is annotated as caffeoylshikimate esterase-like. Lineage: Eukaryota; Viridiplantae; Streptophyta; Magnoliopsida; Arecales; Arecaceae. The record is from RefSeq and is a predicted model, not a curated record.
AAUAAGAACUAAAUCCCAUUACUUCUUGGUUGCAAUCUCUCCCCAUAAAUCCUCCACACUCCCUUCUCCUUUUCGUCUCCACCAAACAAUUCCAUAUUCUUGUCUACUCGUUCUUCUCAUGGCUCAGGACAACGAGAAUAUCGGAUAUGAAGAGGAAUUUAUAACGAAUCCCCAUGGAUUGAAGCUCUUUGCAUGCAGAUGGCUGCCGGAGAACAGAAACCCGAAAGCCUUGAUCUUUUUAUGCCACGGAUAUGGAAUGGAGUGCAGCAUAUCUAUGAGAGAUACUGGAACUCGCCUGGCAAAGGCAGGUCAUGCAGUUUAUGGACUAGACUACGAAGGUCAUGGGAAAUCUUCUGGAUUGCAAGGAUACAUACCAAGCUUUAAUGCACUCGUCGACAGUUGCUCCAACUAUUUUAUGAGCGUUUGUGAGAGGCAGGAGAACAAGAAGAAGCAAAGGUUUCUUCUUGGCGAGUCCAUGGGAGGAGCAGUGGUCCUUCUCCUCCACAGGAAAGAGCCAACCUAUUGGAAUGGUGCCAUUUUGGUUGCUCCCAUGUGCAAGAUUGCUGAUGAGAUGAAGCCUCGACCGAUCGUAGUCAGUAUUUUGAAGAAGUUGUGCAACAUCAUACCGACGUGGAAAGUAGUCCCCACGCAGGAUAUUAUUGAUGCUGCCUUCAAAAAUCCUGAAAAAAGAGAGGAGAUUCGCUCUAAUCCUUACUGCUACAAGGGAAAACCCCGCUUGAAGACCGCCUAUGAGCUUCUCAUGGUCAGCUUAGACAUUGAAAAGAACCUAAACCAGGUUUCGCUGCCAUUCUUGGUUGUGCAUGGUGGAGACGAUAUCGUGACCGACCCAUCGGUGAGCAAAUUGCUCUAUGAAUCAGCCUCAAGCAAGGAUAAAACAUUCAAGCUAUACCCUGAAAUGUGGCAUGCUCUCACCUCUGGUGAACCACUUGAAAAUAUUGAACUUGUGUUUUCCGACAUUGUGGCCUGGCUAGAUGAGAGGACACCUCUAGGAGACACAAGAUCUGAAAUGAAGCAAAAAUCAAAGCAUGAUGAACAUAUUCCGGAGAUGCAAGCUAAGAAGAUGCCUAAUAAAUAGAGGUCCAGCAUAUGUGAUGGUGGUUGGAUGGUUAUGAUUCAUGGAAAUGGUGUUCACCUACAUUUGAUGUGGUUUUUUAGGCAGAAUUUUGUUUGUUUGAUGAUGAUUAUAGCAAUAUAAGCAAGCUUCAAGCAACUUUUAUAUGGCAUUUUCUAAAAUGGAGAGAUGGUGAUGGGAUUGUAUAUUGCUUUGGAAAAGUAAAGGUCCUUUGGACACUCUGAUGAUCAAUUUGUUUUAUUGGAUCAUAUGAACAAUGACAUCUGUCACAAUCUA